Messenger RNA from Arachis duranensis, 2728 nucleotides. RefSeq names its product chloride channel protein CLC-b. The record is from RefSeq and is a predicted model, not a curated record. Gene Ontology annotation, cellular component: intracellular membrane-bounded organelle; plant-type vacuole membrane. The transcript is spliced from 6 exons. Gene Ontology annotation, biological process: transmembrane transport; chloride transport. Lineage: Eukaryota; Viridiplantae; Streptophyta; Magnoliopsida; Fabales; Fabaceae. Gene Ontology annotation, molecular function: nitrate:proton symporter activity; voltage-gated chloride channel activity. The coding region runs from base 120 to 2486 and encodes 788 amino acids.
GACUCCACCCCGCCCAAAGAGUCUCCAGUUCACAUCAAUCAUUUCAUUUCAUUUGCGUUUUCCAUUCUACAACCUUUUUCAUUAGAUCAAUCCCGAACUUCACAGAUUUCUCAAUAUUCAUGGGAGAUGAAAGCAAUUGCAGCAUGAACAUGGAAGAAGAAGUUCAAGGCGUUGAAGAAAGAGAUCCAGAAAGCAACUCCAAUACCAAUAACACUCCCAAUCCAUUACACGAGCCACUUCUCAAGAGAAACAGAACUCUCUCUUCCAAUCCACUCGCUCUCGUUGGCGCCAAAGUUUCCUACAUAGAAAGCUUGGACUACGAGAUCAAUGAGAAUGAUCUGUUCAAGCAAGAUUGGAGAACAAGGUCAAGAGCUCAGGUGUUGCAGUACAUAUUCUUGAAAUGGUCGCUCGCGUUUCUUGUUGGUCUUCUCACCGGCGUCAUCGCCACUCUCAUCAAUCUUGCCAUUGAGAACAUUGCAGGAUACAAACUUCUUGCCGUCGUUCAGUACAUCCACAAAGAAAGGUACAUGGCAGGUUUUCUAUAUUUCACGGGUGUUAAUUUCCUAUUAACGUUCGUUGCUGCAAUUCUCUGUGUGUGUUUUGCACCAACAGCAGCUGGGCCUGGAAUACCAGAAAUCAAAGCUUAUCUUAAUGGUGUUGAUACUCCCAACAUGUACGGUGCCACAACAUUGUUUGUCAAGAUUAUUGGAAGCAUUGGAGCUGUUGCUGCAGGGCUAGAUUUAGGAAAAGAAGGGCCAUUGGUACAUAUUGGAAGCUGCAUUGCUUCCUUGUUAGGCCAAGGAGGCCCUGACAACUACCGGAUCAAGUGGCGGUGGCUGCGAUACUUUAACAACGACCGCGACCGCCGUGAUCUGAUUACCUGCGGCGCAUCUUCGGGUGUUUGUGCGGCUUUCAGGGCUCCUGUAGGCGGAGUCCUGUUUGCUCUUGAAGAGGUGGCAACUUGGUGGAGAAGUGCAUUGCUUUGGAGAACUUUCUUCAGCACUGCUGUGGUGGUGGUUAUUCUAAGAGCUUUCAUUGAACUGUGCCAUGAAGGGAAGUGUGGUCUUUUUGGUGAAGGAGGGCUUAUAAUGUUUGAUGUGAGCAAUGUUAGUGUGAGUUACCAUGUUAUGGAUAUUAUCCCUGUUGCCUUAAUUGGAGUCAUUGGAGGCGUUUUGGGAAGCCUUUAUAACCAUGUUCUCCACAAGGUCCUCAGGCUCUACAAUCUCAUUAAUCAGAAAGGGAAGAUUUAUAAGCUGCUACUGAGUCUUUCAGUAGCAUUGUUCACAUCAGCAUGCCAAUAUGGUCUGCCAUUCCUUGCCAAAUGCAGUCCUUGUGAUCCAUCGCUUCCAAAAUCCAUUUGCCCCACCAACGGAAGGUCUGGAAAUUACAAACAAUUCAACUGCCCAGACGGGCACUACAAUGAUCUUGCGACUCUGCUCCUGACCACCAACGACGACGCCGUUCGAAACAUAUUCUCUUCCAACACACCUAAUGAAUUCCAGCCAUCCUCUAUCCUAAUCUUCUUUGCACUCUAUUGCAUCUUAGGACUAGUCACCUUCGGCAUAGCCGUCCCCUCCGGCCUCUUCCUUCCCAUAAUUCUCAUGGGCUCCGGCUACGGCCGCCUUCUCGCCAUGCUCAUGGGGCCUCACACAAACAUUGAUCAUGGAUUGUUUGCCGUUCUCGGCGCAGCCUCGCUUAUGGCCGGUUCCAUGAGGAUGACUGUCUCACUCUGUGUCAUCUUUCUCGAAUUAACCAACAACCUUCUUUUACUCCCAAUCACCAUGUUUGUUCUCUUGAUAGCCAAAACAGUUGGGGACAGUUUCAACCCAAGCAUCUAUGAGAUCAUUUUGCACCUUAAAGGCCUCCCUUUCAUGGAUUCAAACCCGGAGCCAUGGAUGAGGAACCUAACAGUGGGAGAGCUUGUUGAUGUGAAGCCAGCAGUGGUUACUCUCCGAGGGGUAGAGAAAGUCUGCAACAUUGUUGAAGCGUUGAGGAACACAACUCAUAACGGUUUCCCUGUGGUGGAUGAUGGGGUGGUGCCGCCGACGAGGCUUGUAACGGAAGCAAGAGAACUGCAUGGAAUGAUCCUGAGAGCACAUCUGAUCCAAGUGCUGAAGAAGAGGUGGUUCUUGAAGGAGGCAAGGAGGAGAGAGGAAUGGGAGGUGAGGGAGAAGUUUACAUGGGUUGAGCUUGCAGAGAGAGAAGGGAAGAUUGAAGAGGUGGCUAUAACAAGAGAUGAAAUGGAGAUGUAUGUUGAUCUUCAUCCUCUUACUAACACAACUCCUUUUACGGUUUUGGAGAGUAUGUCAGUUGCCAAAGCCAUGGUUCUCUUCAGGCAAGUUGGACUACGACAUCUUCUUGUUGUACCCAAGUAUCAAGCAUCCGGGGUAUCUCCUGUAAUUGGAAUAUUGACAAGGCAGGAUCUACUAGCACACAAUAUAUUGUCAGUGUUUCCUCAUCUUGCAAAAUCAAAAAAGAGGAACUGAAUCAAGUUCUAAUUUGCCUUAAUCAUUGAAAUUCCAUUAUCCCAAGCAGCUUCUCUGUGGGGCAAGUCUCAUUUUUCUAUCACACAAUAAGUUAUUUUUUUGUUAAUUUUUAUGAGUUUGUAUACCUUUGUAUCAUUACUUGAGAUUUUUUACAGUUAUUCAAAGAUGGGUAAGUUACAACAGGCAUGUAAAACCAUAUUCAAUUUUUGCUAUUCUUUCCAUAUAUAUAAUUUGUAUCAAUA